This is a messenger RNA of Propithecus coquereli (Coquerel's sifaka), 5029 nucleotides long. RefSeq names its product nidogen 2 (osteonidogen) (gene NID2). The record is from RefSeq and is a predicted model, not a curated record. Gene Ontology annotation, molecular function: calcium ion binding. NCBI's taxonomy places the organism in Eukaryota, Metazoa, Chordata, Mammalia, Primates, Indriidae. Gene Ontology annotation, biological process: cell-matrix adhesion. Bases 229 to 4350 code for a protein of 1373 amino acids. The transcript is spliced from 22 exons. Gene Ontology annotation, cellular component: basement membrane.
GAAAACUUAACGAGAACCAGAUGUGGUGGCAGCUGCCGAACUUUCUCAGAGCCGGUGAUUGGUCGCCGGCCGAGGGCCGCAGCCAACCAGCGCUCUGGGCGGGCCUGGAAUCCCGCCCCGCCCGGGCGCCCGGGGUUCCAGGUUCGAGGCUGGCGCGGCGCGGCCAGUGGGCAGGCGGGCCGGGCCGGGACGCGCUCUGCGGCGGGGCAGCCCACGGGCCGAGCGAGCAUGCGGGGGGACCGGGCCGCCGGGCGGCGGGCGCUGCCGUCGCCACUUCUGCUGCUGCUGCUGCUGUCGCGGGUCGCGGCGCUGCACCGGGGCGAGCUCUUCCCCCACGGGGAGUUGUGGGGCGACCAGCUCCUGCUGGAAGGCGACGACGAAAGCUCAGCCGCGGUGAAGUUGGCGAUUCCCUUGCGCUUCUACGAGGCCCAGUUCAGCAACCUCUACGUGGGCACCAACGGCAUCAUCUCCACCCAGGACUUCCCCAGGGAGACUCAGUAUGUGGACGAUGACUUCCCCACAGACUUCCCGGCCAUCGCCCCUUUCCUGGCCGACAUCGACACGAGCCACGGCAGGGGCCGGGUCCUGUACCGCGAGGACACCUCCCCGCCAGUGCUGGGCCUGGCGGCUCGCUAUGUGCGCGCAGGCUUCCCGCGCUCCGCCGCGCGCUUUACCCCCACCCACGUCUUCCUGGCCACCUGGGAGCAGGUGGGCGCCUAUGAGGAGGUCACACGCGGGGCGGCGCCCUCGGGGGAGCUGAACACUUUCCAGGCAGUUUUGGCAUCUGAUGGAUCUGAUACCUACGCCCUCUUUCUUUAUCCUGCCGAUGGCCUUCAGUUCUUUGGAACACGCCCCAAGGAGUCUUACAACGUGCAGCUCCAGCUGCCAGCUCGGGUGGGCUUCUGCCGAGGGGAGGCUGAUGACCUAAAGAGAGAAGGACCAUAUUUCAGCUUGACUAGCACUGAACAGUCUGUGAAAAAUCUCUACCAACUAAGCAACCUGGGCAUCCCUGGAGUGUGGGCUUUCCAUAUUGGCAGCACCUCCCCAUUGGAUAAUGUUAAGCCAGCAACAGCUGGAGGAGAACUCUCCACUGCCCACUCUUCAGCUCCCUUGGAGCAUUCCUUCAGCCAUGCGGCAGCCCUAGAGAGCGACUACACUGAGGACAACUUGGAUUAUUAUGAUGAGAAUGAAGAGGAAGUGGAAUACCCCCCGGGUGAACCAGAGGAGGCAUCCAACAGCCACAGCAGCAUUGAUGUUGCCUUCCACCCAGAAGCUGAUUCAGAGCCUGUAGGAGAAUCUGCCACCUUGGACCCUCAAACCAAAGAGGGGGCAUCUUUGGAGGAGAUAGAGGCCCCCAAUUUAAAAGUUGAGUCUUCAGACCAGACAGGGACCAGAAGCCUGGCUCCACCUGAGGUGGAUGGAGAGUCACUGGCUCCUUCCGGGGAAGCCCCACCACCCCACCCUGGAAACAGAAGCAUGCAGCCCCACCCAGGUGAAGCGGCAGUACCUUCAGAAAGGGAUGUUCCUCCAGCCCAUCCUGAAGGAGAAGUUGUUCUUCCAAAUUACCCUGUGCCGGGUCACACUCCACCCCUGGGUCGAGGGACGUAUGUAGUAGGAGUGGAAGAUGACAUCGGUUCCAACACCCAGGUCUUCACGUAUAAUGCUGCCAACAAGGAAACCUGCGAACACAACCACGGACAGUGCUCCCGGCAUGCCUUCUGCACGGACUAUGCCACCGGCUUUUGCUGCCACUGCCAGUCCAGCUUCUACGGAAACGGGAAGCACUGUCUACCGGAAGGGGCACCUCAUCGAGUCAAUGGGAAAGUGAGUGGCCACCUCCGCGUGGGCCACACGACCACCGUGAGCUUCACCGACAUGGACCUGCAUGCCUACGUCGUGGGCAACGAUGGCAGGGCCUACACGGCCAUCAGCCACAUCCCGCAGCCGGCAGCCCAGGCCCUUCUGCCCCUCACUCCAAUCGGAGGCCUGUUUGGCUGGCUCUUUGCUUUAGAAAAACCAGGCUCUGAGAACGGCUUCAGCCUCACAGGUGCUACCUUUAUCCAUGACAUGGAAGUUACUUUUUACCCGGGAGAGGAGAGGGUUCGUAUCACUCAAACUGCCGAGGGACUUGACCCAGAGAACUAUCUGAGCAUUAAGACCAGCAUUCAAGGGCAGGUGCCUUACAUCCCAGCAAAUUUCACGGCCCACGUUUCUCCCUACAAGGAGCUUUACCAUUACUCGGACUCAGCUGUGACCUCCACAAGUUCCAGAGACUACUCUCUAACUUUUGGUGCAAUCAACCAAACACGGUCCUACCGCAUGCAGCAGAACAUCACUUACCAGGUGUGCAGGCACGCCCCCAGACACCCGACCAGCCCCACCACCCAGCAGCUGAACGUGGACCGAGUUUUUGCCUUGUACAGUGAUGAAGAAAGAGUACUUAGAUUUGCUGUGACCAAUCAAAUUGGCCCUGUUGAAGAGGACUCAGACCCUACUCCAGUGAAUCCUUGCUAUGAUGGGAGCCACACAUGUGACACAACAGCCCGGUGCCAUCCGGGGACAGGUGUAGACUACACCUGCGAGUGUGCAUCGGGAUACCAGGGAGACGGACGGAGUUGUGUGGAUGUAAAUGAAUGUGCAACUGGCUUCCAUCGCUGUGGCCCCAACUCUGUGUGUAUCAACUUGCCUGGGAGCUACAGGUGUGAGUGCCGGAGCGGUUAUGAGUUUGCAGAUGACCAGCACACUUGCAUCUUGAUCGCCCCGCCUCCCAACCCCUGUGAGGAUGGCAGUCACACCUGCGCGCCUGCUGGGCAGGCCCGGUGCAUUCACCACGGAGGCAGCACGUUCAGCUGCGCCUGCCUGCCUGGGUACACGGGCGACGGGCACCAGUGUUCCGAUGUUGAUGAAUGCACGGAAAACAGAUGUCACCCCUCAGCUACCUGCUACAAUACCCCUGGUUCCUUCUCCUGCCAUUGCCAACCUGGAUAUCACGGGGAUGGACUUCAGUGCACACCUGACUCGCCCUCGGGCCUGAAGCCCUGUGAACACCAGCAACGCCAUGCCCGAGCACAGCAUGCCUACCCUGGGGCCCGGCUCCACAUCCCCCAGUGCGAUGAGCAGGGCAACUUCCUACCACUGCAAUGUCACGGCAGCACCGGCUUCUGCUGGUGUGUGGACCAUGAUGGUCAUGAAGUACCUGAUACCCGGACUCCACCUGGCUCUACCCCACCCCACUGUGGACCACCACCAGAGCCCACCCAGAGGCCCCAGACUGUCUGUGAGCGCUGGAGGGAAAACCUGCUAGAGCACUAUGGCGGCUCGCCCCGGGAUGACCAGUACGUGCCCCAGUGCGAUGACCUGGGCCACUUCACCCCCCUGCAGUGCCAUGGGAAGAGCGACUUCUGCUGGUGUGUGGACAAAGACGGCAGAGAGGUGCAGGGCACGCGCUCCCAGCCGGGCACCACCCCUGCGUGUAUACCCACGGUCGCUCCGCCCACCGUCCGGCCCACGCCCCGGCCUGACGUGACGCCUCCGGCCGUGGGCACCUUCCUGCUGUAUGCCCAGGGCCAGCAGAUCGGCCACUUGCCCCUCAACGGCACCAGGCUUCAGAAGGGCGCAGCCAGGACCCUGCUGUCGCUGCAUGGCUCCAUAGUCGUUGGAAUCGAUUACGACUGCCGGGAGAGGAUGGUGUACUGGACAGAUGUUGCUGGGCGAACAAUCAGCCGUGCCAGUCUGGAACUGGGAGCAGAGCCUGAGACGAUUGUUAAUUCAGGUCUGAUAAGCCCCGAAGGACUUGCCAUCGACCAUUUCCGCAGAACAAUGUACUGGACAGACAGUGGCCUGGAUAAGAUAGAGAGGGCUCGGCUGGAUGGCUCUGAGCGCAAGGUCCUCUUCCACACGGAUCUGGUGAAUCCCCGCGCCAUUGCUGUGGAUCCAAUCCGAGGCAACUUGUACUGGACAGACUGGAAUAGAGAAGCUCCUAAAAUUGAAACUUCUUCUUUAGAUGGAGAAAACAGAAGAAUUCUGAUCAAUAAAGACAUUGGAUUACCCAAUGGUUUAACCUUUGACCCCUUCUCCAAACUGCUCUGCUGGGCAGAUGCAGGAACCAAAAAACUGGAGUGCACACUACCUGAUGGAACUGGACGGCGUGUCAUUCAAAAUAACCUUAACUACCCCUUCAGCAUUGUUAGCUAUGCAGAUCACUUCUACCACACGGACUGGAGGAGGGAUGGUGUUAUAUCAGUAAAUAAAGACAGCGGUCAGUUUACUGAUGAGUAUCUCCCAGAGCAGCGAUCUCAUCUCUACGGGAUAACUGCGGUCUACCCCUAUUGCCCCACAGGAAGAAAGUAAACAGGACAAUGUAAAGGUGGAGUUGGAGUUUACAAUAAGGACCUGGACCCAAAAGAACACGUACUGCAAACAAAGGCGAAGAAAGUGGAAAAGGAAUUGGCCAUGAGAAGUUCCUGGACAUACAAGAUGAACAUUUGUAGUGCAAAAAGACUAAGUAUAUUUUGUGAAAAGUUUAUACCUCAAUCUUUACUACUGUAUCUUUAAAAACAAACAAAGGUUGUCAUUGCAAGUUUUAAAAAAAUAGAAUCUUAAUUGUUGCUUAUUAAAGCAACUUUUUGUAAACAUCAUAUUUAAAAGGUCAAAUUCAACUAAGAACCAAUUAGAGUUUAAGACUCUAAAUCUGAAUUUUGCUAUGGAUUCUUUCUGGCCAAGAAAAUGUGAUGAGUAUGAAAAUAUACAAUCCUAAACUUUGACAUAGAGAAGGCAAUGCAGAACUCAUGGGAAAUGACCAAUUAUUUAUAGUUUCCCAACAAAAGGUAUUUUUUUUUUUUUUUUUUUACCUCUGCAUCAGUGCAUUUCUAUUUAUAUCAAAAGGUGCUAGAAUGAUUCAAUCUGUAUUUUCUGAUCCUUGUUAAUGCCUCUAUAGAAGUACCCACAGAAAAUACAUUAAUAAAUACCAAAGACAUAACAGUUCUCAAAUUUUCUAUAUUCCAAUAAAAUAUUUUAAGUUUUCCUAUGA